Molecule: messenger RNA, 393 nt
Organism: Salvia miltiorrhiza (redroot sage)
Lineage: Eukaryota; Viridiplantae; Streptophyta; Magnoliopsida; Lamiales; Lamiaceae
Product: S-protein homolog 3-like
Exons: 1
Coding region: 1-393 (130 amino acids)
Source: RefSeq, a predicted model, not a curated record
AUGAUGAAGGGAGUGGUGAUUUGUUUAUCAGUGUCAGUGGUGUUGCUGCUGUGGAGCGGGUGUGAUGCAUACUCAAAAACGACUGUAUCAGUUGUGAAUGAAAUAGCAGAUGAUACGAUUACAUCUCACUGUUACUCGGGAGACGACGAUCUGGGAUACCACAAGCUGGCGUAUAAGCAGAUGAUGUCGUGGUCCUUCCGUUACAGCGUGAUCGGAAACACCAAGUUCAUCUGCACCAUCACCACCAAAUAUGGCCAUGGCAGCUAUGUUGCUUACACAGAAGGUAUGAUGGUCGAUCGCUGCGGCCUCAACUGUGUUUGGAAAGUUCAAACUGCCGGCCCAUGUCUGCAGCAAACGCACGAUGCUCCUUGGUGUCAGUCAUGGCAGAAUUAA